UUAGCUUCCAUUAAGAAUUUAAAUGAAACUUGUAAGUUCAUUCCAUUACUUUGUGAAAACUUUAAAUUUCAUUUAACAAACCAAUAGAAGAUAGAAUUUAAUUCUGAGUUAACAUAUUAGUUUCUUGCCAUUUAAUUAAUUAUAAAUAGAAGGCGCCUGUAGAAAAUUCAGCUUUCCCAAGUUCCCAGCCACAGUCAACAGUAAUUUCUAGUCAAAAAUUAGAUUCAUAAAACUUAAUUAUGAGCAAAAAUAAAUAUAUUAUAACACGGUAUUAUUCUUUUAUUAAAAAAGAUCGUGCAUAAAUAAGGUCUGCCUUCAUCAUAGAUCCAACCGACAUUCGUCCACACUCCACCCUAUACAUUCCAAAAAUGCGCUUCAUUCUUGGCGGGUAAAUAAAUUUUCAAAUUUUGGCGAAAAAAGCUUUUCCGUAAGCAACCAUACAUCGAUUCCCCCAUUUCCAUCACUACCGGAUUGAAAUCCGUCCUCCAGUGCUGCUUCCCCCCACUGCUCCCCCCUUUCAACUUCAAAUGGGGGGUUCAAGCGUCCUCCGGUUAACGAUUCUCCUUUAAUUUUACUAUUCGGUAUUUGUAACCUAUGCAUUCUCCAAUUUAUGACAGAAUCUCAAAAUAUAAGAAUGAAUGUGAACUUUAAUUUGUAUUAUAUCUAUGUCUUCCUCCUUGUCAUAAAUCAUUAAAAAGAUUAAAUUCCCCAUUCCCGUUAGCUUGCCAUCGAUAAAUUUCAUGUGAUUUUGAUUAUAGUUAAAUUUCACUUUCACGUGCAAUAUCUGCUCCAUACCUUGCUUUGUUGACUAUUUUCAAUUAAGUUAAAAUGGAAUCGGAUAAUGAAAGAGAACCUUUAAUUACUUCUGUUAAUUCAAAUGUUUCAUACAGCACUCAGCAGCAACAAGAUUUUUAUGCAAGUAGAGAUGUAAGUUCACUAUACGGAUCUACCACAGUAAAUAAAUAUAGACAACUUUUGUCAGGAAUCGUGGUUUUGAUAUUCGUUCUGUUGGAACGAAUCGCAUAUUAUUCAUUAACAGGAAACCUUUACCUAUUCUUGAACCAGAAUGAUUUUCAUUGGAUGUAUUAUAAUGCCAUUAGUGCACUGCUUAUUUUCACUGGUACAUCUUACUUGGCAUCGUUAUUUGGUGGCUGGCUAUCGGAUGCGUAUUUAGGACGAUUUAAAACCAUUGCUUUGGCAUUUAUUGUUUACUCAGUUGCAUAUUGGUUUUUACCAUAUAUGAUUGAAGUAUGUCAUAUUUGUACCACAUGCCCUAUACCUAUUAUCAAUUCUACUUCACUGCAUGACGUUCCAUUAUUCAGUGAAAAUUGUAGUUCGAUUAUUAUGCUAGUUUUGAUUGUUAUUGCCUUGGGAACUGGAACUGUAAAAGCUAAUAUUACACCUUUUGGAGCUGAACAAGUUCGCUAUAGUGGUCCAGAUGGCUUGCGUAUAUACCUUAAUUGGCUGUAUUGGUGCGUUAAUAUUGGUGCCUUGACUGCUAUAUUAGGAAUCACUUAUGUUCAACAAGCUGAUGGUUUCAAAAAAGGCUACUUAAUACCUGUAUGUUUGCUCACUGCUGCCAGUGUAUUAUUUCUGCUGUCUUAUUCUUUGUACACUCAUCAGUUCACGUAUGGAAGUUCUAUUUCUCGGAUACUUUCCGUUUUAAAAGAGGCAUGGAAACGUAAUCGUGUAUACAGGAAUACAAGAAGUUUGACACCAGAAACUAGUUUGGCUGCUAUGAACAGACCAUCAUGGCUAGAUAUGGCCAAAGUUAGAUAUGGUGGCAAAUUCCAUGAAUCAGUUGUUGAGGACGUAAAAGCAUUAUCUGCCAUUAUUAUAGUUUUUAUCAUACUCAUACCUUAUUGGAUGUUGUAUUUUCAGAUGCAAACUACUUUCUUGGCUCAAGGUUUGCAGAUGCGUUUAAGUCUUGAACCAGUUAAUUCAACAAAUCAUGAAGAAGCUAAUACUGAGUUCUCAGUGCCUGCAGCAUGGCUUAUGCUGUUUAAUGUUUUGUUUCUAAUCAUUUUCAUACCUCUUAUGAAUCAUGUGGUAUACCCCUUCUUGGAUAAGCGUGAAAUUCAGAUUAGCAUACUGGCUAGGAUGGCAAUUGGUAUGGCUUGCGCUACACUGUCUAUGAUAAUGGCAGGAUGUUUAGAGAUGUGCCGGCUUCAUUUUAUCGAUGAAGGUCGCAUAGUCAACCAAACCAUUGAACAUACAGUGUAUGUUGCAGCAGAUUUACCAAUUCUUUGGCAGAUACCGCAAUACUCUCUCAUUGGUAUUAGUGAAGUAUUCACAAGUGUUAGUGGGAUGGAAUUUGCUGUUUCUCAAGCACCUAGUACCAUGCAAGGUGCAGUCAUGGGCCUUUAUUAUUUCUGUACAGGAAUCGGUAGUUUUAUUGGUGUAGCAGCAUUCAGAUCAUUUGAAAUGAUUGAAGGUACGAUCAUUGGUUAUAAUUCAAGUGAUAUAAACAAGGGAAAACUCUUUUAUUAUUUCUUUUUCCUUGCUGCAAUACAAUUUAUUACACUUGUUAUAUUUUACUUAACCAUGGAGAAAUUAAAAAUUCGACGUGUGCCAUCUCCAAAUCUGUCAGCAACAAGACUUUUAGGAAGUAGUUCAUCAAGAUUACGUACAACUUGAAAGUUUAUGAUUUUUCUUUUCUGUGUAAAAUAUUUCGCUCUGACAUCUACUAUAGUUUUAUGUCAAUACUUAUUGUUCAAACUAUGAACUUUCUUGAAAGUAUUCUGUUAUAAGACUAAACACAUUUUUUAACCUUCAGUUUGUCAUAGCUUAUUUUUGUGAUAAGACCAAUGUCAUAAUGAUUGGUUGGCUGUGUGAUAUUUCUGUUGUUUGUGUUAUGCAAGAAAUUAUUCUUAGUAUUAGUUUGUUUGUUUUUUCACCUUCUUUAAUGAUAUUUUAUACUUUUCUAUAGUUGUUUUCAAAUGUAUUUACUUUUCUGAGAUUACCAAGUAAGAAUUUUCAUUAUCUUUUUUUUUUUUUUUUUUUUUUUUUUGAUAUUUAAAAUUUUUACUAAUUAUUUUUCUGUUCACAGGGAAAAAAUAUAAUACUUUGAUCUAAUAUUUAGGCACUUAUAAAUUUCAAUGCUUUUCAUUGGACUUUUCUCUCCAAAUAUGUAUAUUUUUUAAAUAUUCAUUUUAUAAACUUGCCUUAUUUGACCUUAAAAAAAAUUUUCAGUUAAUGAUUUUCUCAAUUCAUUUAAGCUACCUUUUGUACCCAAAUAUUUCUAAAAGUCGUUUUUUUGUAUAUAUAUUUAAAUCAGUAUUGGUAGCCUACCAUGGAGUGAUUAAAAUGGUUAAUAAUUUGAAAUCGGCCUUCUUUUAUGAAUUAUUAGUUCUUAAACACAUGGAAAACAUCCUAUUUGGAAUGAAUUGAAAUUUUAUGUUGUGAAAUUUUUGGUGAAAUCACGAUUUAAAAAAUUGUCCUUUAGAACUCUUCAUAAAAAGAAAGUCAUAAUAUAUAUAAUCAGAUAAAAAUAUUACAAAAUAAAUGGGAUUUGAUCAUAUAUUAAUUUAUAUUAUACUGUCUACUUCAUUAAAGUAAUCAUUAGGAGCUGUGUUUUAAUUUUCAACUGAAAAAGCUUUAUUUUUUAGAAACUAAAAUUCUUAAAGUUUUAAAACUAAAAUGAUUGAAUAUUUUCAUGAAGCUGUUUGUUUCAGUGGGGGAAAAAAAUCUUGGUAUAAAAGUAUUUACACUAAGGCAGUAUUAAAAGCAUUGUAAGUUUGUUUUUCAUGGAAAUGUAUUUUAAAUAUGUGCAAAUAAUAAAGUGAGAGCCAUAUUGAAUGCAUUAACUUUUUUAUAGACAUAAGCAAACUUUUUCGGACCCAAACAACUUUAUAUUAAUUUAAUAUAUAUAUAUAUAUAUAUAAUAAUGUUGCAAAUUGUUAACAUGUUUAAUAAGUUUAUAAUCGUAAUAUUUAAAGAUUUUUUUUUUCCCUCUUAUUGAAGACAGUCCUUUUAGUAGAAGACACAUCAAAUUUAAUGCAGCAUUUAAUCGAUGCCAAGAGAAAAUUAGCAUGAAAUAUGUUAGUAAAAAAUAUUAGUCAGAGAAAUAUUUCAGUGUCAUCUUCAUUAAUACUAAUUUAUUUUUUUAAAAAUUGCAUUUAAAACUGAUAUUGUUGAUUUAAUUUGUUGGUACAUGGAGUAUUUUGUAAAAACAAUAAGAGUUCAUCGUACUUUGAAUGAUGAGUUAAGUUAGUGAACUUAGACAAAAGUAAUAUAAAUAUAUGGCUAAAUUCAGACCCUAGUAUCUAUCUUAUGAGAGAGGGAAUGAUCCAAAUCAAUGUUAUUUAAAUUAUUAGUAAAAAGGUAUCUUAGCAAAAUCAGUUAAAAUAGCAAAGGAGGUGUUUUUUUUCCUCCCCAAUUUGAUUUUUUAUUUUUCCUUGCAGAUCAGUAUAUCUUGUAAUGCUUUAUUUGUAUAAAUGAAUUCUUCCAUUUGUAUUUUUUGCAGAUAUAUCAAGUUCUAUCAUAUUUUAAAACUUCUGCAUUUCAUUCAAUUUCUAUUCAAAGUAAUUUCACAUUUGUAAAUAUAUUUAUAAUUUGGAAGAAAUAAACGAUUUUCUUGUUACCUUUUAUGGUAUUAAUUGUAAUAAAUGGUUAGAAAUUCUACGAGAGAUUCUUAAAAUUUUUAGAAGGAUCUCAUUUUGUAUAAACUGUUAGCUUUAUAAACACUCAUAAAUUAUACUCAGUAUAGAUUUGUUUGAAUAAUUUUUUUAUUUAUGAUUGCAAACUGUUUGUAAAUACUAAAUUAUUUUUUUCUUUCUUUUUUAUUUUAUUCAUAAUAUGGUUUUCAUGGUUUUUCCAUUUUUUAUGGUGGUUUAGUACAAAUUUUAUAACAUGACUAAUUCUUCUAUUGGUUUUGUGAUUAAAAAAAAAACCAAAAAAUUAUUUUGUGAUAUCAUUUAUAUAGAAGCAUUAUAACAAAAUGUCGAUUAUAAAGCAAACCAUGAAAUUCUAAGAUUGCUUUCUGUACAUAAUUUUUGUUCAGUUAUUAUUUG
Messenger RNA from Argiope bruennichi, 5012 nucleotides. RefSeq names its product solute carrier family 15 member 4-like. The record is from RefSeq and is a predicted model, not a curated record. Gene Ontology annotation, cellular component: membrane. Lineage: Eukaryota; Metazoa; Arthropoda; Arachnida; Araneae; Araneidae. Gene Ontology annotation, biological process: transmembrane transport. The transcript has 7 exons. The coding region runs from base 829 to 2637 and encodes 602 amino acids. Gene Ontology annotation, molecular function: transmembrane transporter activity.